Messenger RNA from Boleophthalmus pectinirostris (great blue-spotted mudskipper), 2493 nucleotides. Its product is annotated as extracellular calcium-sensing receptor-like. The record is from RefSeq and is a predicted model, not a curated record. Gene Ontology annotation, cellular component: membrane. The transcript is spliced from 9 exons. Gene Ontology annotation, biological process: G protein-coupled receptor signaling pathway. NCBI's taxonomy places the organism in Eukaryota, Metazoa, Chordata, Actinopteri, Gobiiformes, Gobiidae. The coding region runs from base 46 to 2493 and encodes 815 amino acids. Gene Ontology annotation, molecular function: G protein-coupled receptor activity.
UCUCUUUCCACUUGCCAAUUACAAGGACUGUUUCACCUCAACACAAUGCAAAAAGAUGGAGAUGUGAUUCUGGGUGGGCUAUUUGAAAUCCACUUUUUCUCAGAUUUUCCUGACCUAACAUUCACAUCACAACCACAGCAGCCAGUUUGCUAUGGUUUUGAUGUCCUAGGUUUCAGACAGGCCCUAACUAUGGCUUUUGCAGUAGAGGAAAUCAAUAGAAACACUGAUCUGCUCCCAAAUGUGACUCUUGGAUACAGUUUGUAUGAUAACUGUGUUGAACUGGGUAUCGGAUUUCGUGCAGCCCUGUCUUUAGCUGCCGGGCAGAAAAAACAUUUUGUAUUAAAUGAUUCAUGUGUGGGUGCACCUCCAAUCCUUGGUAUUGUUGGUGAUUCCUCUUCUACACGAUCUAUUGCUAUAUCAAAUGUUUUAGGAUUGUAUAGAGUGCCCCUGGUGAGUUACUUUGCCACAUGUUCCUGUUUAAGUAAUCGUAAAAAAUAUCCUGCUUUCUUUAGGACCAUUCCAAGUGAUGUUUUCCAGGUGCAGGCAAUUAUUCAGAUUUUAAAGCACUUCGGUUGGUCCUGGGUAGGUCUACUGGUCAGUGAUGAUGACUAUGGACUACAUGCUGCCCAGUCCUUCCAGUCUGACCUCUCGCUGCCAGGUGAGCCAUGUCUUGCAUACCUGGAAAUUUUGCCCUGGGACAACAAACAGUAUGAAGUUGAGAGAAUUGUGCAUGUGAUAAAGAAAUCUACAGCUCGAGUAGUCAUUGCAUUUGCACAUGAGAGCAACAUGAUUCCACUUAUGGAAGAGGUAGUGAGGCAGAAUUUGACAGGUCUUCAGUGGAUUGCCAGUGAAGCAUGGACAACAGCGACUGUGUUACACACUCCACACCUCAUCCCAUAUUUGCGAGGAACACUGGGCAUUGCCAUCCGGAGAGGGGAAAUACCAGGGUUAAGGGAGUUCCUACUACAAAUACUGCCCACACAGUCAAACGAAAGUGCUGAUGAUGAUGACAUUGUUCACCAGUUUUGGGAGAACACAUUCAAGUGUAGGUUUGCCCCAGCUCCUGCAGAGUGGACAGAAGCUGGAGGAGCUUUGUGCACUGGACAUGAAGAUCUCCAGAACAUAGACACUGAGUUCCUAGAUGUGUCCAACCUCAGACCAGAGUAUAAUGUGUAUAAGGCUGUGUAUGCUUUAGCUCAUGCUCUGGACGACUUGUUGCGCUGUGAACCAGGGAGAGGGCCUUUCCCUGGGAACAGCUGUACCACUCUGCACACGCUGGAGCCAUGGCAGUUUGUACAUUAUUUGCAAAAUGUGAACUUCACCACGUUGUUCGGUGAUGAGGUGUCUUUUGAUGAGAAUGGUGAUGCAAUACAUUUAUAUGAUGUAAUGAACUGGCUGUGGCUUCCAAGUGGACACAUACAAGUAAAAAAUGUUGGUGUGGUUAAAAAGUCAGCUCAGAGAGGAGAGCCUCCCAUGUCAGUGUGCAGCGAAAAGUGUCCUCUGGGAACUCGCAGGGCAAGAAGGAAAGGAGAACCUGAGUGCUGUUUUGACUGCAUAACAUGUUCUGAGGGGAAGAUAAGCAACAUAACAGACUCCACAGAAUGCAUCCCAUGUCUAGAAGACUUUUGGUCCAGUCCUGCUCAUGACCAGUGUGUACCUAAGAAAAUUGAGUUUCUGUCCUACCAUGAGCCUCUGGGGAUCUGCCUGACCACCACUGCAGUCUUAGGAACUUUCAUUUGUGCUAUAGUUUUUCUGGUUUUUGUUCAUAAUCGAAACACAGCUAUAGUAAGGGCCAACAACUCAGAACUUAGUUUUCAAGUCUUAUUAUCUCUCAAACUGUGUUUCUUGUGCUCACUGCUGUUCAUCGGACGUCCCAGACUGUGGACAUGCCAGCUGCGACAUGCAGCAUUUGGGAUCAGCUUUGUUCUGUGUGUCUCUUGUAUUCUGGUGAAAACCAUGGUGGUGCUGGCUGUGUUCAAGGCCUCCAAACCAGGAGGUGGCGCUAUUCUCAAAUGGUUCGGUAUAUUACAGCAGAGAGGGACUGUUUUUACGCUGACUUGCAUUCAAGCUGUCAUUUGCAUCAUCUGGUUGGUAACUGCAUCACCUGCUCCACAUAAAAACACUGAUUAUUAUAAUGAUAAAAUCAUUUAUGAAUGUGUCAUAGGAUCCUCUGUGGGGUUUGCUGUUCUUCUGGGUUACAUUGGUUUAUUGGCUUUGUUGAGUUUUAUGUUAGCAUUUCUGGCCAGGAAUCUCCCUGAUAAUUUCAAUGAGGCCAAGUUCAUCACGUUCAGCAUGCUGAUCUUCUGUGCUGUGUGGGUGGCCUUUGUCCCUGCUUAUGUCAACUCUCCAGGUAAAUAUGCCGAUGCAGUGGAGGUGUUUGCCAUCCUGGCCUCUAGUUUUGGCCUCUUGGUGGCGCUGUUUGGACCCAAAUGUUACAUAAUUCUUUUUAGACCAGAGAGGAACACAAAGAAGGCAGUUAUGGGCCGAGGUUAA